Seminavis robusta is the source of this 1716-nucleotide messenger RNA. The record is from the annotation of a GenBank genome assembly. Lineage: Eukaryota; Bacillariophyta; Bacillariophyceae; Naviculales; Naviculaceae.
AUGUCUUCUUCAUCUGUUUGGGUUCAGCUCUACUAUGAAGAUGAACGAAAGGGCCGACCCACUUCAGUGGAAAAACCGGCUAAUGUGGAGGAAAGCGACUGGAACAUUGAUGCCUUGGCAAAGGCCGUUAAGAGCGAGAGACGAGUCGAUCUCAACCACUGUGAUUCCGCAGCUCUUGUGGUGCAUCCCUUGAUUAUGGUGGCACCACAGCCGCAACGAGAUGGUGAGAAAAUUUUUUGGCACCUGAUAACAGGGACAAUCGAGCGAAACUACGCCACUUCUGGCAGUCGUCAUGAACUCUUCAGGCGCGCUGGAGGUGCCGCUGAAGCCUUCGUUGUGAGAGUCGACAAUUACAUCAGCAAGGCACAUGGCAUUUCCUAUCAAACAAGCUUCACUACAACGCAAGUGAAGCCCUACGACAAACGUCGGCUUGUCCUUGAAAGCGAUUAUGUCCCCAAUGAAUCGGACGGGAAGGCACCACACGAUUCGCCGGUUUGGAAUGUGGAAGUGUCGUCUAUGGACAUAUCUAUACUAUCACCAACAACCAUUUUCUUCAAAAGUGAUACCGCCUACAUGUAUCAACGAAUCGAAACAGACGCAGCUUUUGCACGAUGUAGUCCUGAAGGUGCACACAUUUUUCCGAAGGCAAAAUGUGAGGGAAAAUACAAAUGGCUGGACAAGCCAACUUUCAAUAGGCUGGCUUUGUCCAGAGACGGCCACAAGAACUAUGCUGGGACUGCAAAUGGCCGAGGAGUAACUGCUGAAACCAGCGCCUUGGUAACGCUUGAACCAACUACAACAGAUCAGAUCAAAAUGGAUCAUGCUACCUUUACAAGAAUUUCAAAUCGUCUUUGGUGCCGAAACAACUCGGUGGCCAGAAGCUGGAGAGCUUUCCUGAAGGAAGCUGUACAGAUGGUCGAAGAGGGUGAUCAGGUUUUCUACUCACCAAUCUACCUCUAUUGUGAAUCCAAUAGAAAGUUUGUCAUGAAGUUUGAACAACAGCAAAAUUCCAACAGCACUUUACAGGAUGUGUGUCUGACUGCUAUUCCUGGAGUUGAGGAUCAUACAACCCUUAAUACUUGGAAUGAGCAGGAAAGAACAGUGGCAUGCCUUGAAACAAUGAUGGCCAAAACCAACUACGCCCUCUUCAGCAAGCUCGAGGAAUUUGCUGUGCCCUUGCCUGACGACUUGCGUUUGGGCUCCACAGCCGCCUCCUCCUACAUAGGCGGACAACACGUCAUGCCAGAGAACUUCGUACCCAAUGAAAUUCAUGUCAUCUGUGGCAGAGGCAAAAAGAUUUUUGAACACAAAGGAAAUGAGCGCUUCCGCAACCUGAUAAAGGAGCAUCUGGAAAGCUACAAGGCAGCACACUCCAAGGUUCAAAAAACUGUUAUAGUUUCAGCAGUCUAUGAUACGCAAACCGAAGGUGAAGGUGCCUUUGUCAAGCACAACUUCAGAACUCGGAGAUGGGUUGUCGUAACCGAGUAUGCUGCCCGUGAGAAGAUCUCUCAGUGCUUUCGAGACUACCUUCAAGACAAGUUCAAUCCAACCGAAGGCCGGCUCAAGGGGACAGUGGCCGAAACAGAACCGCUCAAGAGAGCCUUGACGUCUUAUCCAUGCUUCAAUCAAAGGCCCAGGUUUGAUCGAGCCCGUACUGUCCCAUUGACAAAGCUCCACAAAGCUCCAGACCUCGUCCGUUGGCACUUCAUCCUAUGA